Messenger RNA from Rotaria sp. Silwood1, 2160 nucleotides. Lineage: Eukaryota; Metazoa; Rotifera; Eurotatoria; Philodinida; Philodinidae. The record is from the annotation of a GenBank genome assembly.
AUGCUUUUGAAAGCCCUAUUAGUAUCAGCACUUUUAUGUGCACUGGUCUCAACUGCUAAUGCUCACAUGGCAGCUUGGUCCAAGGGCAUGUACUGUAUGAAGGGACGCGGAGGUGAAAACAACAUGAACAACAACCUACCUGUAAACCCUAUGAUUGACCUGACUCAGAAGGACUGGUGGUUUCAACAUUAUCAAGGCUGUGAUAAAGAACCGCCACCAGUGGGCGACUAUCUUGAACUACCGGCAGGGGGCUCAUUCACUGUUGAAAUUGCUACUAAUCGUGCUUUCACAACUUUUGGUCACAAUAAAAAAUUCAAUGGAUAUUUUGGUGGUCCACAAGAACUCGAAUAUACACCUUGGGGUUGUGUUUCCUAUCCUAAUUUGCAUACACCAAAUCAAACUUUAGCACCGGGAACAGUUUUUGCUAUCUCCUAUCAGAAUAGCAUCGAUAAAGUUACACCGGAAAAUUUGGUUGUCUUCACUGUAAGAUACAAAACACCGUGGCAAAGAGUAACGUCGUACGAUGUGCCAAAUGAUUUACCUCCCUGUCCCCCAGGUGGUUGUACAUGUGCAUGGGGAUGGAUCCCUAUGGGUUGUGGACAACCGAACAUGUAUAUGCAAGGUCAUAAAUGUAUAGUCACCGGCUCAACUUCCACAAAAAAGCUUGCUGUAGCUAAACCUCCAGUUUAUUGUGAAAAUGAUCGUUCGAAAUGCGUAAAAGGAGCAAAACAAAUGAUCUUCUAUUUUCAAAAAGAUGGUAAUAAUGUUUUCAAUGUUCCAAAAAUGCCAACAGAUCUCAUUAUUGAUUAUCGUGAUGUUAAAUUAAAUUUAAAAUUACUUAAUAAAUAUUUUGAAGUAAAUGCACUCGAUGAGAUACUUGUACGUCGUCGACAUGAAUUUAAAACACGUACAGAACAUUUACAAAAACGUAAAGAAGCGUUAUAUGAAAGAGAAAUUAUGUUUAAAGAAAGAAUAAUUGGUUAUGAAAUGUAUAUUAAAGAACUAUCAAUGAAACGUGAUCGAUCAUUGCGUCGAAUUGAUGAUGAAAAAAAUUUAAUUAAAAAUAAACAAAUUGAAAUUAAUUUACUUAAUCAAGAAAUUCAACAAAUACAAGAUGAAAAUAAAAGAUUAGAAAAUAUUAUUCUUCAAUAUCAACCUCAUUUAAAUCUUCUCACACAAAUUGUAGAUCAAACUGAUCGAUUUCAAUCAAUUGAUGAAAUGAUUGAAAAAUUUGAUAUGCUUUAUGCUAGUUAUCAAGAUAUACUUACGACUAUUAAAAAUUCUAAUGAAGAACUAAAUGAUGUACAACGACAAUUAGUAUUAACUAUAGAAAAAAAAAAUAAUAAAUUAUCUUUAAUGAACAAUCGUAUACGAGAAUUACAACAAAAUUUUAUUGAUAUUCAACAACAUAUUGAUAAAAUUCAAACUGAAAUUAAUAAUUAUCAACAAACAUCAAUAGAACAUUUAACAGAAAUUAGUACGAUUAAAAUUGCCAUUGAAUCCAUGUUUGAUUUGGUAAAAAGAUAUAGUCAUCGUUGUAGAAAAAAAGAUUUAAAUCUUGAUAAAUAUUCAUAUAUGAAUGAUAAUCAACGUUUAUUUAUUAAAUUAAAACAAAUUGAUACAUUUCUUAGUGAUUUAAUUUAUUAUGUAGAUUAUGUUCAUAACAAACAAAAUAAAAUUUCAUCAAAUAAACAUUCAAUUAAUAAUGAUAAUUUAAAAAUUACAAAAAAAAUUAAUUUAAAUCUAAUCACAGACAGUACUAAUGAUACUAAUCAAUGGCGUGGUCCAUGUCAGAUAGAUCGACAACAAACAUUGAUUGCAACAAUUGAUAAACAUCCACAACAACCAUAUAUAUCAUAUAAAGUUCGAGGUGAAGAUGAUAUAUUAUAUACAAUUCAAAUGAUUAAUAUUGAUAAAUCAAAUAUUUCUCAACCACAUCAUAGUGUAUCACCAAAUAGAUCAUCAAUAUCAACGAUAUCAAAUAAUAAAGGAAGAAAAAGUAGUACAUUUCGAACAUCUAUAUCAAAGUUACGAAGAAGAAGUAUUGAUAUACAAUUACGAUCAUUAACAACUCAAAGUCCACGUACUAGUUUCAAAUUAACUAAUGAACAAUAUAAUAAUGAAAAAAUACCUUUUUCAGAAUCGGAUUUUAUUCAUUGA